AUGUCCCCUUCGGCUACGACGAUACCGACUGGAUCUUGGGUCCUUGUGACGGGUGCCACCGGCUUCCUCGCCUCCCAUAUCACAACCCAACUCCUAGAUCGGGGCUUCCGAGUUCGAGGCACCGUUCGAGACGUUGGACAGGCUUCAUGGCUCUUCGAAGGUCGUUUCAAGACAUACGCAGAUAACGGCGCUCUUGAACUUGUGGCUGUACCUGACUUCGGCGCUGACGGCGCUUAUGAUGAAGCUAUCAAGGGCGUUGCGGCUAUCUUGCACAUCGCCUACGUUACUAAGAUCGUACCUGACCCGAAUGAGGUAAUCACCCCGUCAGUAGCCGGUGUCCGAUCUAUCAUGAACUCGGCCAUCCGAGAGUCGUCAGUUAAAGAGGUCGUGUUUACUAGCAGCGCCAUGGCAGCCUCCUCUCUUGCCCAGAACAUUGACAAUGGCACGGUAGAGCGCAACUCCUGGAAUGAUGCUGUGCUCAGGGCGGCUUGGACCCCGCCUCCUUAUGGCUUGUCGCAUGCGAUCGUCAAUUAUCCCGCCAGCAAGGUUGCUGCUGAGAAAGAAGUUUGGAGAUUCGCCGAGGAGAACGAGCUACCUUUUACGGUCAACGUCGUAUCACCCGCUGGGCUGACUGGGGAACCGCUUAACAGGAAGCAUAUAGAGGGACAAGCGAACUGGGUGUUACACGCCUUUAGAGGUAACAAAGCGGUCAUGGACCCUAUGCCAGCUUGUAAGAAUCCCCCCCAGGUUGCCUUUGACCUAAAGUCUAUUUAA
Molecule: messenger RNA, 774 nt
Organism: Phaeoacremonium minimum UCRPA7
Lineage: Eukaryota; Fungi; Ascomycota; Sordariomycetes; Togniniales; Togniniaceae
Product: putative aldehyde reductase ii protein
Exons: 1
Coding region: 1-774 (257 amino acids)
Biological process (GO): steroid biosynthetic process
Molecular function (GO): 3-beta-hydroxy-Delta5-steroid dehydrogenase (NAD+) activity
Source: RefSeq, a predicted model, not a curated record